AUGGAGGAGCUGCCGGCCUUGCCGGGAGAUGAGAUCGAUGUCAGGGAGCUACAGGCCUGGGCGGCUGAGCGCCCGCCCUUGGAGGCGCAGCUGCGGGCUGCUCUCACGGAGGCGCUGACGCAGGAGGGCGGCCUGGAGCCCGCGGAAGCCAUAGGAGGCCAAGACUGCAAGGUUGCGGCGCGGCUGGCCUCCCUGCUGCAAACCGCGGCGGAAGAGCUACUGCACCGCUGGGGCGAGGCCGAGUGGCCUGUUGCCAGCUCCGGGCCCAGCGAGGUGGCAGGGCUUUGUGAAGAGUUAGCCCACGCGCGAGCUGGCAGACUGAGAGCCCACCAGAGGCUUCAAGAAUUCAAAGAGUGCAAGCAGGCGGCGCAGUCGGCGCUGGGCAAAGCAAUGGAGAUCGAGGAGUCAGAAGAGGAGGAUUUGCUCUCCCAGGGCCCCUCGGAGAUCUUGGAGGAUACCGGCGAGGAGGGGAAGAAGCGUGGCUGGAGUGCCAAGAGGUUCCUCGGCAAGGGCUUCAAGAAGAUGCGAGGCCGGCGCUCGCAGACGGGCAGUCUGACGCCGCCUGCGGCCGUGUCACCGACUGGCUCCUUUGCAUCCUCCAUGCAGACAGCCAGGACACCUUCGCCCACCAGGCCUCCGACUCCCAAGCAGCUGAUGGUGCAGGCCUCCAGUGACGAGCUGGUGAGGGCCGCCGAGGGGAUCCAGUCUGCUGCUGAGGACUUGGACAAGCAGACCUUGGCGUGCCGAGACUUGGCCGAGGCCAUCAGCCAGAGACUCCGCAAGAUGGGCGCGCGGGGCUUGCAGGAGGCGCCGCGCUCAGGUCUGCGCCCUCGAGGAGUGGGCGGAUGA
Messenger RNA from Effrenium voratum, 849 nucleotides. The record is from the annotation of a GenBank genome assembly. NCBI's taxonomy places the organism in Eukaryota, Dinophyceae, Suessiales, Symbiodiniaceae.